AUGGGUUUUAGAAACAUAACUGCCAUAGAAAUAUUCUCCGAUAUUCCACGUUUAGUUCUCAUUCUGCUAUGCUUCUACAUAGUUAAAUACUAUUAUCAAUACUUCACCAGGGAAAAUAAGCUCCCCGGACCACUCCCAGUACCCCUAUUGGGAAAUGCUCUUGAAUUGUUUAGAUACAAAUUAAAUCUCUCUGAAUACGUAAAUGCGGUUCAGUUAAAAUAUGGAGAUAUAUGCGAAAUUCACAUGGGUCCUAGGAGACUUAUUAUCAUUUCAAGAAGCGAUGUAGCAUUUCCAAUUUAUACCUUGUCGGUAGCACACAACCGUAAAUUUCUCUAUCGUGAUUCGCCAAAUCCUGGACUAGAAGAAAUUGGCCUCGAACAACGUGGAAUAAUUGCAAAUAGGAAUUUAGAUGAAUGGAAAAUUAAUCGUAGGUUCUUAGAAAGAACCAUAAUGUCAAAAAGGUUUUUAAAGGAGUUUGCGGAAAAAGAAAAUAAUAUAAUUUUGGACAUGUUUAAGUUAUGGGAUGUUUUGAUUACUGAACGGCAGGAGAUUGACUUGGCCAAAUGGAUAACAAAGUUUGCAGGAGACGCUAUGCUCAUGACAGUGACUGGUCAACCGGCUUAUUCGACGUUGAAUUAUUUUAUUUCACUUGGAUAUGAGUAUAAUCACGAUCAUAUCCCGGUUUCGAACUGGAAUCGAUCUUCGAAAUUGAUCUCUGCUGUCCUUUCUAUUUUUAGAAUAACUCCAUGGUUCCUUGUCGUUCCACCAAUUAUAAGGCAUUUCCCUGGCAUAAGUUUUUUUAAUCAAAGAUUAUUAAAAAAUGCAACAAACCUAAACAACAUUGUACUUGAAAUAGUCCGAGAAAGACGUCUAUACAUUAACUCAUUGUCUGAAGAUGCCCAGAUGCCAUUGGAUGCUUUGUCGCUACUCCUUAUUGCUAACACUCGGCGUGAUCCUUCAAAAACUUUAUUUAAGUCCUUAGACCGAUCAUUAAACGAUCAAGAGAUUGGUGGAAUUUUGGUGGAUAUUUUCUUAGGUGCCUUUGAAACGACCGCAACUGCUAUUUGCUUGACAAUAUAUUAUGUGUGCAAAUAUCCUUCUGUAAAAUCAAAGCUUCUUUCAGAAUUCGACUCAGUAUUUGGUUCUCUGACAACACCAUCUGAAAAUAUUCUCUACGAAAAUAUUGAAAAACUUCAGUAUUGUGAUGCCAUAAUAAACGAAGUUCUUCGCCUACAUCCUAUAAUUCCUGUAAUGCCCCGAUCAAAUUCUGAACCUGUGGAAGUUGGUGGUUAUCUCUGGAAAGAUGGUUAUUCGUUUUAUGGAAAUUUUCAAGGAAUUCAAUCUAAUGAAAGGGAUUGGAUUGAUGCAAAAAUUUUUGAUCCUGAUAGAUUUUUAAGAAAUAAUGAUAAUAUAAGAUCAAAGAAUGCUGAGAUAGCCAAUAACAAUGGUGCUUUUGUGCCGUUUGGUGGGGGAGCUAAAUCUUGUCCGGGAAAACAUUGGGCAAUGGUCGAAGUUAAAGUAUUUUUAGUAGCGCUCUUAACAAG
This is a messenger RNA of Cetraspora pellucida, 1544 nucleotides long. Lineage: Eukaryota; Fungi; Glomeromycota; Glomeromycetes; Diversisporales; Gigasporaceae. The record is from the annotation of a GenBank genome assembly.